Messenger RNA from Mastomys coucha (southern multimammate mouse), 1303 nucleotides. RefSeq names its product dual oxidase maturation factor 2 (gene Duoxa2). Gene Ontology annotation, biological process: protein transport. The record is from RefSeq and is a predicted model, not a curated record. Gene Ontology annotation, cellular component: endoplasmic reticulum membrane. Bases 136 to 1098 code for a protein of 320 amino acids. The transcript is spliced from 6 exons. Lineage: Eukaryota; Metazoa; Chordata; Mammalia; Rodentia; Muridae.
UUGAGCGAAGCUGUAGAGCCAGGAAAAGUUUCGGGACAUCACGCUUCUGCGCUUCUUAGGAGAGCCGCAGGGCUCAGACUUUCUAUCGCACAUCCCAGGUCGCUGCCUGCGAGCAGUUCUCGAACUUCUUGCAGGAUGACUGCGUGGGACGGGGUGCUACCCUUUUACCCUCAACCCAGGCAUGCCGCCGGCUUCAGCGUACCGCUGCUCAUCGUUAUUCUGGUAUUCUUGUCCUUGGCCGCUAGCUUCCUGUUCAUCUUGCCUGGAAUCCGUGGGCACUCGCGCUGGUUCUGGUUGGUGAGAGUUCUUCUUAGCCUGUUCAUAGGUGCAGAAAUUGUGGCCGUGCACUUCAGUGGAGACUGGUUCGUGGGGAGAGUAUGGACCAAUACGUCCUACAAAGCCUUCAGUACAUCCCGUGUUCAAGUCCAUGUCGGUCUGCACGUGGGGCUGGUGGGCAUUAAUAUUACACUCAGAGGAACACCGAUGCAGCAGCUGAACGAGACCAUUGAUUACAAUGAGCGUUUCACUUGGCGUCUGGACGAAGACUACACCAAGGAGUAUGUUCAUGCCCUGGAGAAGGGACUACCGGACCCAGUCCUAUACCUGGCAGAGAAGUUCACACCGAGCAGUCCUUGCGGGCUGUACCACCAAUAUCACCUGGCCGGUCACUACGCUGCGGCCACACUGUGGGUGGCGUUCUGCUUCUGGAUUAUCGCCAACGCGCUGCUCUCCAUGCCCGCCCCGCUCUACGGAGGCCUGGCUCUGCUCACCACCAGUGCCUUCACGCUCUUCUCAGUCUUCGCCUUCGCCUCCAUCUCCAGCGUGCCUCUCUGCCACUUCCGCCUGGGCUCCGCCGUCCUCACGCCUUACUACGGCGCCUCCUUUUGGGUCACGCUGGCUACCGGCAUCCUGAGUCUCCUCCUUGGAGGGGCGGUGGUGAUUCUCCACUACACUCGGCCCAGCGCCCUACGCUCCUUUCUGGAUCAAAGUGUCAAAGACUGUAGCAAUCAGCCUAAAGGAAACUCACCUCUCAUCCUCAACAACCCGCAACACGAACAGUUUAAGACUUCAGACUUAAAUAUUACCACUCUCCUGUGAAAAAGACCUAACUCCGGAUUUCUUAUCCCUCUUUGGGAUCCACAGACCUGAAAACUGUGUUAAAAGCGCGUGCCAGGAGCAUCGCUGAGUUUGGAGGACUGCCUGCCCAUGCGGGAGGACAAGGGGACACCCCGAAGUACCUUUGCUCUAGAGAAUGGAUUUCUCGGGAGAACUGUAAAUAAACUUUUUUGCUUAGUUUUUUUUU